AUGGAUGAGUCACAGCCUCGCGAGAAACAAGAGGAAGUUGACCAACCUUUAGAAACAAGAUCACGGUCAAGCAGAUCACGUCGUUCGAGUAGAUCUUCGGCUAGUGCAGCUGCGACCACAGCAAGAGCUAAAGCAGCCGCAUGCAAAGUAAAGGCCUCUUAUGCCGAAAAGGAAGCCAUCAUGAUGAGAGAAAGAGCUCAAAUUGAAGAGCAUCAACAGAAAGCACUAGCUGAGACAGCUCGCAGAAAAGCAGAAGUUGAAGCUGAUUUAUACGUGUUACAACUGCAAAAAGAAGCUGUAGCAGCAUCUACAGAGGCAGAAGUUUAUGAAGCUGCAGUUUAUGAAGAAGACGGAGCAAGUGUCGAUCUAGAAAAAGAAUCAUGCAUCUCAAGUAGAAUUGAACGCACAGAAGAGUAUGUGCAGAAACAUUCUCAGCAAAGAAAUUCUCCUAAUUUGACUCCUAAUUCACAACAUGAAAGUGAGGGUUCAAGUUAUGUGACACAGAGUUAUGUUGCAGGCUCACUAAGUUCUCUCCCUCCAACAGUGAAGGAGGAAUUGAAUGCAGAGACAAUUCCUAUGAAGCAGGAACAGACAACUCGGCACAACUUCCAGUGUUCUCGUUCGAAUGUAAAAGUUGAGCCAUAUGAUGGAGCUGAUGAAGUAAAGCAUCAAAAAUAUCCAGUACGAAAGCAACGUGACUCCUGCCUGCCCUCUCAAGUUCCUGCUGAGUGCUUUACUCCAGCACCACCAUCACCUCAUGCAAACGACUUUACUACAUAUUUGCUGAAGAAAGAAAUGGUGAGUUCUGGCUUGUUCCAAUUUGAUGACUGUCCAGAAAAUUACUGGGCGUGGAAAACGUCUUUUCGAGCUGUAACCAGUGAACUCAAUAUAGCUAGUAGAGAGGAGAUAGAUCUUCUUGUCAAAUGGCUUGGUCCUGAUUCAUCCAGUCAUGCCAAACGAAUCAAAUCAGUUCAUGUCAGUGAUCCUGCCUUAGGAGUUCGUAUGAUAUGGCGUCGCCUGGAGGACUGCUAUGGGUGUCCAGAGGUCAUCGAGCAGGCGAUGUUAAAGAGACUUGACACUUUUCCUCGCAUCACAAUCAAAGACAACCAUCGUCUGAGAGAUCUUGGGGACUUGCUACUCGAGCUGCAGUCAGCAAAAGAAAGUGGUCGUUUACCUGGUCUUGCUUACCUUGACACAGCGCGGGGAGUCAACCCCAUCAUUGAAAAACUCCCAUUCAGUCUUCAAGAUAAGUGGAUUACGCAAGGUUCUAGGUACAAAGAAGACCAUAAUGUAUACUUUCCUCCUUUCAGCUUCUUUGUUGAAUUUGUUUGUAGACAAGCAAGAACUAGAAAUGACCCUAGUUUUGCUCUUGCUUCAACUGGCUACUCAAACAAUACAAAAUCAGACGGAGCUGCCAAGUUGAGUAACAGAACUUCUGUCUACGUCAAGAAAACUGAAAUAAUGGCUGCGCAACCAAACCAAGACAGAAACUUAGACAAGAAUGUAGAUCCAGACAAGUUUUGUACCAUACACAAUAAACCUCAUCCACUUUACAAGUGUCGCACAUUCAGGAGCAAACACCUAGAUGAACGAAAAGCACAUUUGAAGGAAAAGUUUAUCUGUUUUAGAUGUUGUGCUUCCACUAAGCAUGUUGCAAGAGACUGCAGAACAUCUGUUAAGUGCAGAGAAUGCAACAGUGACCGACACAUUGCAGCCAUGCAUCCGGGUCCUGCCCCGUGGUCCAUUGAGGUGUCUGUAUCAACUGCAGAUCAAAACAUGGAAAAAACAGAUGAAGACACUGCUGAGGUAAACAACAAGUGCACUGAGAUUUGUGGAGAUGCUAGUAGGCCCAAGUCAUGUUCAAAGAUUUGUCUCGUAAAUGUUUAUCCCUCUAAUCAACGUGAAAGAGUCAAACGCAUUUAUGCUGUACUGGAUGAACAGAGUAAUAGAUCAUUAGUGAAGUCACAGUUCUUUGAUCUGUUCAACAUCGUUAGCAGUUCUUCCCCCUAUACAUUGAAGACGUGUUCAGGUAUAGUGACUACGGCGGGGAGGAAAGUAAAUGGAUUCUUUGUCGAAUCGCUUGAUGGGAAAACAGUAGUUGCUCUUCCACCUUUGAUAGAGUGUAACACUUUACCAGAUGACAGAUCCGAGAUUCCCACGCCGGAGAUAGCUAUGUGUUUCCCCCACCUCACUGCUGUGUCAGAUAAAAUUCCUCCUUUAGACUCUUGUGCUCCUAUCCUUCUCCUCUUGGGUCGAGAUAUUCUUAGUGUGCACAAAGUGCGUGAACAACGAAAUGGACCCCUCAACACACCAUACGCACAGCGCUUAGACCUGGGCUGGGUGAUAGUGGGAGAAGUUUGCCUGAAUGGGACUCAUUGUCAGUCCAGCGUGAACGCUUAUAAGACCAACAUACUUCCAAAUGGGCGAACGUCAUUCUUCUCUCCAUGCACAAAAGGUUUCAAUGUCGUAGAGCGGGGUGAGUCACCUUUUUUGUCAUAUCUACCCGACCCACCAUGUUCUCUCAAGUGUUCAAAAACCAGUGAGAGCUAUACAACUGGCUUAAAAGAGAAUGUGUUCUUCAGAUCUUCAGAGGAUGAUAAAUCCGCUUUAUCUGUAGAGGAUAGUGUCUUUCUCGACAUAAUGGACAAAGAGGUGUACCUUGAUAAUGAUAACCACUGGGUGGCGCCACUUCCAUUCCGCUCUCCAAGAAAGCAACUCCCGAACAAUAGAGAGCAAGCUAUACAAAGGCUGAACUCGUUGCAGCGCACUCUUUCAAAGAAACCGAAUAUGAAAACGCAUUUCUUUGGUUUUAUGCAGAAGGUGAUUGAAAAUGAGCAAGCAGAACCUGCUCCACCCUUACAAUCAGAGGAAGAAUGUUGGUAUUUGCCAAUUUUUGGAGUUUACCACCCACACAAACCUGACAAAAUCAGGGUGGUCUUCGAUUCGAGCGCUCAGUAUGGAGGGGUGUCCCUUAAUGAUGUUUUGAUGAGCGGACCUGAUCUUAACAAUACCCUUUUGGGUGUGCUGUUGCGCUUCCGUAGGGAGAAAGUAGCUGUGAUGGCGGACAUAGAACAAAUGUUCUAUUGUUUCAAGGUAAAAGAGCAGCAUCGCAACUAUCUUCGCUUUCUUUGGCACAAAGACAACUGUGCAGAAAAGGAGAUCAUUGAUUACAGAAUGACCGUGCACGUCUUUGGCAAUAGUCCUUCGCCAGCAGUCGCUAUAUAUGCCUUAAGGCGAGCAGCAGAGUAUGGCGAAGCAGAUUAUGGUAUGGAUGCUAAGGACUUUGUGUUACGCAACUUCUACGUUGACGAUGGCAUCACAUCUGUCCCUACUGAAAGAGAAGCCAUUGAUCUCCUAAAGCGUACGCAAGCAAUGCUAUCAAAGUCAAGCUUGAAUCUGCAUAAAGUGGCUUCUAACAGUGCUUCGGUGAUGGAAGCUUUUCCAUCUAGUGAGAGAGCCAACGAUCUCAAAGGCCUGGAUUUUGAUAAAGACCCAAUACCUCUUCAACGCAGCCUUGGUAUAAGUUGGAACAUCAAGGCAGACUGCUUCACAUUUAAAGCUUCUCAAGAUCUCAAACCCUUUACUCGAAGAGGGAUCCUUUCCACCGUCAAUAGUUUAUAUGAUCCCCUCGGGUUUGUCUGUCCAGUCACUAUGCAAGGCAAAGCUAUAGUGAGAGAACUUUCAACUAUACAACAGGAUUGGGACACUGUUCUUCCGGCAGACAAAAGAGAUUCGUGGAAGGUAUGGACUUCAUCUUUAGCAGAGCUUGAUCGAUUGCAAAUACCACGAUCUUAUGUCCCAACCUCACUGUGUGGAGCUCAGGUUCGAGAGUUGUGUAUCUUCUCGGAUGCUUCUAUUUUAGCUAUCGCUGCAGUAGCGUACCUACGAGUAAUAGACUCAAACGGACAGCUUCACGUGGGGUUUGUAAUGGGAAAAUCCAAGUUGGCCCCUUUUCCAGCACAUACUGUUCCACGCCUGGAGUUAUGUGCAGCGGUACUUGCUGUUGAGCUGAUGGAACUUAUAAAGGAAGAAAUUGACAUAGAGUUCCACAAUAUCCAGUUCUACACUGACAGUCGCAUAGUGCUCGGCUACAUUCACAAUGUAACACGCAGAUUCUACAUGUACGUGGCUAACAGAGUUGCACGCAUAAGAAAAACCACGGAACCUAGUCAAUGGCAUUACGUCUGUUCUGAACAGAACCCAGCAGAUCAUGCCACCAGGUUUGUGGCAGCAGCCCACUUACCCCUUACCAACUGGUUCUCAGGUCCAGAGUUCCUUAGGGAAUGUGACCCUAUAGGAUGUAGUUUAGGAGAGUCAUAUGGACUUGUAAAAGCAGAAGAGGAUGUUGAAAUUCGCCCCCAAGUGAACACACUGGCAACUAACGUCAAAGAGGACUUACUAGGCUCAAGCAGAUUUGAACGUUUCUCAAGCUGGAGAUCCUUGGUGAGAGCUAUCACUACUCUGACGCACAUAGCAAAUUCAUUCUCACAAUCUUUUCCUGACACACUCUGUCGAAAAUGGCAUCUGUGUACUAAAACCUCAGGUGUGGAGAUAUCACAAGCCAAGGCGACUAUAGUCAAAACCGUACAACGAGAAGUGUACCAGGAAGAAUUUGAGAGUUUGACUAAGUUUGGUAAAGUCUCGCAGCGUAGCACACUCCUGAGGCUUGACCCCUUUGUGGACAAUGAGGGUCUGUUAAGAGUUGGGGGUCGCAUUCACUGUGCUGACAUCUCUGAUAUAGAGAAGCAUCCCUUGAUAAUCCCUCCCAAUCAUCACGUAACCGGUCUUUUAAUUCAGCAUUAUCAUGAUCAAGUGGCUCAUCAAGGCCGGCAUUUUACUGAGGGUGCUAUACGUAGUGCUGGAUUGUGGAUAGUCAGUGGCAAAAGAUCUGUUUCAAAUAUCAUCCACAAAUGUGUGCUGUGCAAGAAACUGAGAGGUAAGAUGGAGAGUCAGAAGAUGUCGGCUUUGCCCUCAGAUAGAGUUUCUGUAGAUCCACCUUUCACACACACAGGUCUUGAUGUUUUUGGACCAUUCACUGUGGUGACACGUAAGACAAGAGGGCAUAAUGCUGAGAACAAGCGAUGGGCUGUCAUAUUCAGUUGCUUAAAUACCAGAGCAGUUCACUUAGAGGUUGUGGAGUCUCUAUCAGCGUCAAGCUUUAUAUGUGCUUUGCGUCGCUUCUUGGCUGUCAGAGGACCAGUGAAGCACUUUCGUUCUGACAGGGGGACAAAUUUCGUUGGAGCAGUCAAGGAACUCCAAAUUGACAGUAGCGACUCAGAGUUGAAAGGCUUCUUGCAGAAUCAAGGUUGCACGUGGACCUUUAAUGCUCCACAUUCCUCCCAUAUGGGAGGAGUGUGGGAAAGAAUGAUCGGCAUUGCCAGACGUAUUUUGGAGGCUCUCUUGAUGAAAACUCCCACAAGACUCACGCAUGAGGUCUUAACAACUUUAAUGGCAGAAGUCAUGGCCAUCAUGAAUUCCAGACCCUUAAUCCCAAUUUCAUCAGAUACGGGCAUGCCCCAAGUGCUUUCACCAGCAAUGCUCUUAACUCAGAAGGCGAGUGUUGCUCCAGCACCUCCAGGAAAUUUUGAGAUAGGGCACUUGCACAAAAAUCAGUGGCGUCAAGUCCAGAUGCUGGCUGAUUCAUUCUGGAAGCGAUGGAAGCAGGAGUACUUGUCUACCUUGCAACCCAGGAGAAAAUGGACAGAGGAGAGAGAGAGUAUUCAGGAAGGAGACAUUGUUCUGUUGAAGGAUGGGGAAGCUAAGCGCAGUGAGUGGCCAAUUGGUCUCAUAGCAAAGACUGUAGCCUCAUCUGAUGGAAAAAUUCGUAAGGUUAUGGUGAAGACUGCUAAGCAAGGGGUAUUCAGAGAGUACUUAAGACCUAUAUGUGAUGUUGUCUUACUUUUGUCAAAUAAUCGGAAUGCAUAGUGGUAUAACACAAGUUAUACCAGGCGGGGAGUGUUCUGUGCAGUAUUAGUUCUUUCUUUAGUUUCAUUUUGGUUUGUAUAAGUAGUUCAUGUGUGACACCUUGUGGUGAAAAUCGUUAUUACAAUUCUCAGUAGAACGCAACAGGAAGCUCGUAAAACAGUAGAAGAAGAGUCGUUUUCUGUGAUCUGCGUUUUAGAUUCUGUCUAAUCCUUGGAGUAGAUACGACCGUAAGUUAUAAAUUUCAUAUUGAAAAUAACUGCAAUAAUGUUGUGUUAAUUUAAUUAAAAGCUGGUCGUUAUUAAGACGUUUAGAGAUUGAUGUUUGAUUCUGAAAUAUAGCGUGAUCUGACAGCUAAUAUGCUAAUAAGGUUACAUAGUCACAUUUUUCUUCAAAGACAUAAUUCGGUUGUUUAUUUUGUUGUUUAAUUCUGUAAACAGAUGUUUGUGAAUGUGAAAAUGUCCAUGCUAUUUUGUAAAUCAUUUUGUAAUUUGUAUUUUUGUGUUUCUUUUAGUUUUACAGUAAAGUAAAGUGCAUCACAUAAGCACAACGAAGAACGUGUGAUGAAGCUUUAUUCCUGUUAGCUAUCUGUCAGUCUUUGGUUUAGAACACCAUUGCCAGGGCAGAAUACCCUCUCUAAUCAACUUUUUAAUCAAAGUACGCUGUUCUUCUGAACAAUGUCUUGAACGACCCAUUUUCCUCAGCUUUCAAAUGCAUGUUCAACAAGUGUUGGCUUCAUCCUUAAAUAGGGGCCACCUGAUUCACACCUGUUUCUUCACAAAAUUGAUGACCUCAGUGAUUGAAUGCCACACUGCUAUUUUUUUGAACACACCCCU
Molecule: messenger RNA, 6758 nt
Organism: Carassius gibelio (silver crucian carp)
Lineage: Eukaryota; Metazoa; Chordata; Actinopteri; Cypriniformes; Cyprinidae
Exons: 1
Coding region: 1-5925 (1974 amino acids)
Biological process (GO): DNA integration
Molecular function (GO): nucleic acid binding
Source: RefSeq, a predicted model, not a curated record